CACACUUGUGGAUGAACUCGGCCGUGUUUACUCUCUUGCUCACACACACACACACACACACACUGCCAUGUGAAAAUAACCUCAUAGCAGAUGGCCCACAAAACCUGCUCAUUCUGGAGGAUUUUCCUUCAAUGGAUGUGGGUCAUAAGGAUACUAGAGCAAGCGGACACACAUGCAUUAAAGCACAUGCGUACACAUGAAGCGGAGAUAGUUGCCACAAGCUAACCUGCUGUUCCAAGUAGGCGCUCAUACCUGUGGUGCGUUAGCUUGGGGCGUGCAGCAUAAUAGUGGUGCGCCACUGAUGUUGUUACAAGUCUGACCUGCAGGUCAACAGCUGCCACCAGCUAAAAGCUAAAGUGUUGGAUUCCUUCUUGACCUCCAUUUCUGCUGCUGCCAUCUUUAAUCCGCAGUACAGCACUAAGGUCAACCUGAAAAAUUCCUGCGGGAGUAAAGGUAAGGUCAGCUGGUGCCCACUGCAACCUCUCCUCAGCUCUGACACAUCAGUCCUGUGUGUGUGUGUGUCUGUUCUCUUAGUCCCAUGCUGCAUAUAUCCGGGGGUAAAACUGCAGCGGAAAAAAACAUGUUCCCAUUAUUUCCUAAUCCGAGUGUGGCUGCUAGGUUAGACUGGAACAUGACGGUACUUAUAUUAGAUUGGUUUUCGACAGCCAGCAGCAGCACUGUGUUCUUUGUCUCCUUCUUGGAGUCCACAGUGCACAAGCACGUGAUACGUUUUGUUUUUUUGUUUUUUAAGUGAGCACAAUGUUGCAUAAAAAAUGCACUUUGUUCCUUUGUGUGGGUUUUGUGAAGGAGGGAUCUGAUAAAUAACAAUGUGGGAAUGGUAGAAAGUGCUGAUAAGAGAGCCCCCAUCAUGUAUGACAGAGAGUUAGAAAAGAGCAUAACUGACAUUAGACUCUGCCUUUGAUCAUUGUUUGACGUUGUACUGUGGUUGCCUGAGGCUAGCAACUACUGUAACUGAGCUGAGAUGCAUGGCGCAAUAAAAGUUGUACUCUAGUAUCGUUACCGUUGUCGUUAUUCGUUGAUACACUUGGACCGAACUGGCCGCACUGGACUGAUACAGAAUUCAAAUUGUUUAAUUUAUUUAAUGCUUUUCAUUUAACAUAAACAGUAAAACUUUGUAAACAGUAAACCUGAUAUUGCUUCUUGAAAUCUAGAAGAAACAUUGCAAAGACCAUUGUACUGCGUAGAAACAUACGUCUAUGUCUACCUUGAUGUUCAGGAGUCCAGGAUCUGCAGAGACAAAGGACAGGAGUUGACUUUUAAAGCAUGUACUUCAUCGGGAUUCCUACUGUGAUCACAAAUGUUUAAGUCAAGGGUUGAAUGUCACAUGUUUAUGUCUUGAAGUUGUAGUUCUGGAGGUCCAGAGGUUAAAAAACCCUUUGUAUUAGUAUUUAUAAGAACUUUGUAGUGGAUAGCACCACCAGAGAGGAGCAUGAAAAUAGGAUAAAAACAUAAAGAUGGAAGGACUGACGUAUAUCAAAGGAUUUCUGUAGCAUUCAGAUGGAUGUGCCUUACAUGAUUAUUCAGGUUGCUGCAUUUCCCAUUAAUGGUUCUUAUGAAUGCUUUAUCCUUUAACUUUUCACUGUCCACUUAAGAUAGACUUGGAAAUUUUUCAUAUAUGAAUAUAUGAAGCCCCUUGAGGCGACUUUUGUUGUGAAUUGGCGCUAUAUAAAUAAAAUUUAAUUGAAUUCAAUUGAAAUAUAUGUUUAUAUAUUUAGCUGUUUCAACUUAAUUGAGGAUCUCCAUACAGGAAUUUUUUCACUGUUGACCUUAACAUGUCCUAUAAUUUGUUUGUAACUGGCUUUGUAGAAAUUCAAUAUGUAAAAACAGAGGAUGACCCUGUAGAUCAUUAAGAAGACAACAGAAAGUCAUUUUAUCUUAAUGGAAACUUACCUGCAGCCUAAAUGAAGCUAAAUGAACCACAAUGGAAGUCGAAAAUUAAGGCUAAAUUAAUGGUAUUUCAGUCUGUGAAAUUCUAGUAUUUCACAGACUGAAAUACUAGAAUUACUCUUGAACUUCAGCAUUUCCCCAGUUAGCCAGUUGCACUGCUUGAUCUUCACUUUGCCAGUCACCGUGUCUUAGUUUAAUUUAAAUGACAUCGGUGGUGGAUGUUUGACCUUGCAGAAGUUUUAUUCAUAUAUGCACAGAGAACUUUUUUUACAUAUUCUUCUUUUUCUUGUAGCUUUACUUGCUAAUAUAAAAUGUCUCAAUAUUUCACUGUGUCCCCUACUUACAAGCCAAGUGUUUCACACCCAGUUUUUCACGGGUGGAAAAAGAAGUCGAGGAGGGGAGAUGUCAUUGUCUUUUUGCAAACUCACAGUUACAUUAAGAUCUGGUGUCAAAUCAGAACUACAGAAAUACUUUAUUAUGUAACUUUAUUAUAUUAAAAGCUGUUUUAAAUGUGUAAAGAUGAGUAAUGAGAACAGUAGGCUGAUAUGAGUUGAUGUUUCUAGCUUUUGUGUAAAAGCUUGUACCAAAUAGGUGAUGCUAGUUAUGGGAUGAGUGGAAAAUCAGAUUGCACUAGUAUUUUUUCAUCCUCUGUGGAGGUUGAGACAAUGUGUCAAAGGCCUAUCUGUGCUAAAUGCUAAAAAUUAUAUUCCAGGGCAGUUUCUGUGAAGUCACAGGAUGUUCUUGACCUACUAUUAGUACCGAAAAGAUGUCAAUGCCUGGACUUGUCCAGAACAUUUGACUUUGUGAUUUCUUCCUCGUUGGAGUUUCCAAUCCAGAGCCAGCCUUUCACAAAGGAGACACAUUGUAAUAAAAAGGCAAAAACAAAAAACAAAACAGAAGAGCAGCAGAAGAGUAGCUAUAAAUGGAGAGCAGGGUUUUAGGGGUAAAUUUCAUCAAUGGUUGAGUGGAAAAACACUUAACAAGGGCAUUCUUCCAGGAAACUGGAGUCAGCUGAGCAAGUGUAUUCAUUAUGCAAGGUUCAGUCAGAUUUACUCUGAUAGCUCCUUUAUUUUGUGUACCCCAGUUUCCUGUGACGCUUCGGCAUGUUUCGAUGGAGCGUACAGCCUGGGCUUGUCGGAGAGCGGAGUCACAGUUUGGCAUGUCUCUUUUUUUUUCAUUUUCUGUUUAGAACCUCUACUGUAGAUGUGAGGCGGUGGUUGAAAUGUGAGAAAGAGCGAUGCAGCGAGCGUCAGAAGAAGCUGUGCAGAACUUCAACUGUAGCACAUCAAGAGCAUCCUCGUGGUGGGAGCAUGGAGCUCGCGAGUGUGUCUGUGCUUCAGCGUUCUUGCUGAGUGGGUGUGAUUGUAGGCUGGUGAGAAACAGCAAAUGAGUCACCAAUUCCAAUCGUGUUUUCAAGCUUCUGCUCCGUCUCUCAGAGAGUUUCUGCACUGUACAGAGAAGCGAGCUACAACAGCAUGUUAUCGUGACGUCGUCCCCGUCCCAGACAUUGAUAUGCAUUUCAGCAAUCACUUGCAGCCAUGGAACAAAUGUACACUUGUGCCUUGAGCCUUUAAAUCUCAAGAGCUAACUGUUAAACCGCUCCUCCUCCCAGCUUGUUACCUCCACGAUAAUGGCCAUGCCAGUGUGGGCUGGGCAGCUAUUCACUGAAAUGUUGGUGUUGCCCUCAGUCUGCGGUUCCAUUGUGGUUUCCAGUUUUUCUGAUGGUAAGGAGAUGCAGUUGGGGGUGGAAGUGGUGGCGCUAAUGAACAGCAUUAAGCUCCACUCUAUUAUAUUGACACAUCUGGUGGCAUUUUUCAUCCGCUUGCUUUCCGUCCUCAGCCUAAUUAAGUGAUCUGGGCUGCAAACUAAAGCAUACCCACUGUAGAACACACAGGAAGCACUCUACACUAGCUCUCUGAGCUUGUUAACCAGCCUUGAAGUGACUUUGUGAAACCUCAGUAUAAUACGUCAGUAGCAGAUUCAGCCUCAGACUUCUUUUGCCCACUCGAUGGCUGUCAAUUAUCCAACUUUACAGAAAGAACUUUCCUCAGGUGCUGUGUCUGAGGAGAUGUCAGUGAAUUAGCAGCAGCAGCAGUAGUGUUCGACCACACUAAGGCGUCAGCUAAGUGCGCCGGACCCUUGGAUCAUCAGUCAGUACCAGUCAGAUUAUAGAUAAUGGGCUGUGUGCAAUGCAAGGAUAAGGAGGCAACCAAACUCACAGAUGACCGAGACAACAGCAUCUCCCAGGGAGCGGGCUACCGCUAUGGGGCCGACCCCACGCCACAGCACUACCCCAACUUCGGGGUCACCGCCAUCCCCAACUACAACAACUUCCAUGCUCCUGUAGGACAGGGGAUGACCGUCUUCGGGGGAGUCAGCACUUCCUCACACACGGGAACGCUGAGGACCCGGGGUGGAACAGGAGUCACCCUCUUUGUGGCACUUUAUGACUACGAGGCACGGACAGAAGAUGACCUCAGCUUCAAGAAGGGAGAGAGGUUCCAGAUUAUCAACAGCACUGAAGGGGACUGGUGGGAUGCUCGCUCCCUCACUACCGGUGGCAGCGGCUACAUUCCCAGUAAUUAUGUGGCUCCAGUGGACUCUAUCCAGGCUGAAGACUGGUACUUUGGUAAACUGGGCCGUAAGGAUGCAGAGAGGCAGCUACUGUCUACUGGCAACCCUCGAGGCACCUAUCUCAUCCGAGAAAGUGAAACCACAAAGGGUGCCUUUUCCUUAUCCAUACGGGACUGGGAUGAUCUCAAGGGCGACCACGUCAAGCAUUAUAAGAUCCGCAAGCUAGACAGCGGCGGCUACUACAUCACUACCAGGGCUCAGUUUGAAACACUGCAGCAGCUGGUUCAGCACUAUUCAGAUCGAGCCGCGGGGCUCUGCUGUCGCUUGGUGGUUCCCUGCCACAAAGGCAUGCCCCGCCUCGCUGACCUGUCCGUCAAAACCAAAGACGUGUGGGAGAUCCCACGGGAGUCGCUGCAGCUGAUCAAGCGUCUCGGGAAUGGGCAGUUUGGGGAGGUUUGGAUGGGAACGUGGAAUGGCACCACUAAGGUGGCAGUGAAGACUCUGAAGCCUGGCACGAUGUCCCCAGAGUCCUUCCUGGAGGAGGCUCAGAUCAUGAAGAAACUCCGUCAUGAUAAGCUGGUGCAGCUUUACGCUGUCGUGUCUGAGGAGCCCAUUUACAUCGUCACAGAGUACAUGGGCAAAGGAAGCUUACUGGACUUUUUAAAGGAUGGAGAAGGACGAGGGUUAAAACUGCCUAACCUGGUGGACAUGGCUGCACAGGUGGCAGCAGGUAUGGCCUACAUUGAGAGGAUGAACUACAUCCACAGAGACCUACGCUCUGCUAACAUCCUGGUUGGCGACAACCUGGUGUGCAAGAUCGCCGACUUUGGCCUGGCAAGGCUCAUCGAAGACAACGAAUACACGGCUCGACAAGGUGCAAAGUUUCCCAUCAAGUGGACCGCCCCAGAGGCCGCGUUGUACGGGAAGUUUACCAUCAAGUCAGACGUGUGGUCGUUCGGCAUCCUGCUGACGGAGCUGGUCACCAAGGGUCGGGUGCCUUACCCAGGUAUGAACAACCGAGAGGUGCUGGAGCAGGUGGAGCGGGGCUACAGGAUGCCGUGCCCACAGGACUGCCCCAUUUCGCUGCACGAGCUGAUGCUACAGUGCUGGAAGAAGGACGCAGAGGAGCGGCCCACCUUUGAGUACUUGCAAGCCUUCUUGGAAGACUACUUCACAGCCACCGAGCCUCAGUACCAGCCCGGGGACAACCUCUAACCCACCGCUACCACCCCCCACACCCUGUUCUUGCUUUCUCUCUCUGUCUCUCUCUCUCUCGGGGUCAGCUCGAGGCCUGGACACGAUUAGCUACAGCAGUGCUAUAUAAAAAACAAAAACAAAAAAACUAUGGAUCCUUUUCAGCCUGGCCUUUUUAUGUUAGGGAUGUGUACAGCUUCCUCAGCUCAACUUGGGUUCCAAUACAAACCCCCUGACGACACCGCCCUCAGUCUCCGACACGCCCCCCUAGUGUCUGAACUCUGUAAAUGCCAUAGUUAGCAAGGCUGAUGGAACUGGGGUUAACUGGGGGUUGUGCUAAUGCAGUUCCUUGUAUUCAAUGUAAAUAAGAAAAGCUUGUUUUAGUUUGUCUGCUUCCGUUUCAGAUUUUAUUUUCUUCUGCACAAAAGUAAUAAUAAUGAUAAAAGGAAGUCAAGUACCUGAGGAGGCACAGUUAAUCUGUAUGUGUAUUAUACUGUAGCUUCUCUAUUAUUUUCUAGAGAUUGAAUUGGAAGGCUCUAUAUUUUUUUCUCAUUUCCUAUAAAAGAGAAUUCAUCGCUUUAUUCUCUACUUUUCAGUUACACGUGUUAUUGCAUAAAGUUUCUCCUGGUGAGCAUGACACAGUCCACCUUUUUUUUGCCUUCCCGUCACAAAAGCUUCUAGUUAGGCUGCUGCUGCUGCAGGUUCUUUUACAAACCAUCUGCCACAUUUUUGUAAAUCACAGCAACGUACAAGGAUUUUGACAUAUCCCUCAUUGCUAUUUGGGUGGAAAUGUUUCUGUCUUUAUACCACUGGUGUGUUAUUUUGUAGCUGGGAGACAAGAAAGAUUUUCAUUUAAGAGUAUAAAUGUCUUUGAUUGAGAAUCUUCAUUUGGAAACAGAUCGUGGGGUUUUUCCUCCUGCACGUCCUCCACCCGAGCCUGCAGGAUCAACAGGCUGCACCUGAACCAGGACCAUCUUACCUCCUGAGCUGCUUCUUCUUUUAUGUUUAAGUGACACGAUUAUAUUGAGUCUUUGAUUUUAUUUAACCCUUUUAGGUGAUCCUUCGAGAGACAUUUGGAGUAUAUGAUCAGGGGAGCUCUGGACCAGUUCAUGUGACAGGAGUCUGAAUGUGAAACGCAUUGAAAAUAAAUGGAAACCAGCUCUGGUCUGGUCUUAAUGCAGAUGGUAUCACAGCCUUUGGUAAAUCCUCAUUUUUCAGUUGUACAGCUAAAUGGGUUUUAAGUGUCGCUAACUUCUCUCCUUUGUAUCUUUCAUUUCCAUUUUUUAUUAACAUGACUCGUUUUGUUAAUUCAGUGAUUUGGCAUUUGGAACUCAGAAAAGACCAAUAAACAUUUUACACUCUU
Haplochromis burtoni (Burton's mouthbrooder) is the source of this 7039-nucleotide messenger RNA. RefSeq names its product FYN proto-oncogene, Src family tyrosine kinase b (gene fynb). The record is from RefSeq and is a predicted model, not a curated record. Gene Ontology annotation, cellular component: extrinsic component of cytoplasmic side of plasma membrane. Lineage: Eukaryota; Metazoa; Chordata; Actinopteri; Cichliformes; Cichlidae. The transcript is spliced from 12 exons. Gene Ontology annotation, biological process: T cell receptor signaling pathway; cell surface receptor protein tyrosine kinase signaling pathway; protein phosphorylation. Bases 4084 to 5697 code for a protein of 537 amino acids. Gene Ontology annotation, molecular function: non-membrane spanning protein tyrosine kinase activity; ATP binding; signaling receptor binding.